CUGUGUCUGGAUGCAAUGUCACAGGCACAGUGCUGUGAGCAGGCAUCACUUUAAUGUCCUGCCUGAGCCCUCAGGAGAUGCUCCUUUCACGAUUGCUGCCCCUGGAAUCCGAGUCCACGCUGACAGAAGAGGACACGAAGGAGGGAUCCAGCUUUGGUCCUCCGCUGCUCUCCUCCACUCUCCCCUUCCUCCCAUCUGGGGCUAGAGCUGCCCGUCCAUCCCUCUGGCGCAAGAACCUCGCCAGUCGCAAGUGGGCACUGCCUGGAGAUUGGGCCUGGAAGGCCAUGCCCAGGGGUUGCUUCGGGCUGAAACUGGACCGAAUCGGGACCUUCAGUGGUUUGGGGUGUUAGCUUUGGAGGGCCUCCGAGCCGGAGGGCAGCCAGCCUCGGGAACCAGCACCGGCUCGGGAACCAGCACGGCGCACGGCUGCGCGAAGCCCUGAAGCUCCCGGCCCGAAAAAGGGAGGCUGCGGCAGCGAGGAAGCGGCGCGGCAGUACGAGCAGGAGC
Molecule: messenger RNA, 507 nt
Organism: Poecile atricapillus (Black-capped chickadee)
Lineage: Eukaryota; Metazoa; Chordata; Aves; Passeriformes; Paridae
Product: C-type natriuretic peptide 2-like
Exons: 3
Coding region: 54-350 (98 amino acids)
Cellular component (GO): extracellular region
Molecular function (GO): hormone activity; hormone receptor binding
Source: RefSeq, a predicted model, not a curated record